AAAGAAAGGAAUAGUUAGAAGUUAGUUUUUGAGUUCAAACAAUUUGGAGGCAUCCUCAACCAUAGGGAUGUCCAAUUCAACAGAACAUCAACCGUUGGAUCUUUCGUUUUUUGGCGUAGGAUCCUCAGUUGAGUACACGUGCUGCUAUCCCUUCCUCCUUUACCUCUUUUUAUCUUUGCUUCCAUGCAUGGAUUUCUCCUCCAAAUAUAGUCUUGUGUUUGUGUAAGAAAAAAGAAUGAUGAAAGAGAAAGAAAAACAGAGAGAGAAAACAGAGUACUUACAAACUAAAGUAUACUAAACUAUAAACCGUUCUCUUUCAAUUUUUUUUUUUUAAUGAUUUUGGAUUGAUAGUUGAUCGCCAUCAUUAGCAACAAAGUUGGCAUAUACUCUUUCUCAUCAAAUGUGAAUUUUUAUUUUGUAGUAUUAAUAUAUACACAAAGUUAGUAGUGAAGAAGGAGAGAGCUAAUAGAGAGGCAGACUUCACUACCACUACAUGUUUGCCAGCUAUUCACUCUUUCUCUCCUUCGACAUAUCAGAUCUUGUUUCUUGACCCCAAGAAUUCUGAAUUUUCAGUUGCACGAACAGCAAAUUCAACAACCCUUUUUCUUGUUUGAUGAGAAAAUUUCAAGAUCACCACUUGGAUUUAUCACUUCAGAUUUCAACUCCCAAUUCUGUUUUUUUCUUAUACUCUGUUUUUUUUUGUUUUUAAUCAUAAGUUACAAUGAGAUCAAAGCUGUAGCUUUUCUCUGAUUUUUCUAAGCUUAUUCAGUGCAAAUUAGGAAGACCCUUUUGGUGAUUUCUUUUUUUGUGCUCUUCUCUGUUUGCACUGAAUUCGAGUCGUAUUCGAUGGAAGAAGAUCAAGAAAUGAAGCAUUUGUGCAAGUUUUGUGACAAAAGCUUCCCAUGUGGAAGAUCCUUAGGUGGUCACAUGAGGUCUCAUUUGAUCAGUGUUCCAGAUGAAUCAAAUGAGAAGAUUAUGAAGAAAAAGUUACCAUCAAUACCAUCAUCAUCAUCCAUCUUCAAAAAUAAUGGUGGUGCUGCUAAUACUAAAAAUGAUGCAGCAGCAGCAAAAGAAGCUGGUCAAAUUGCUUAUAGUCUGAGAGAGAACAGAAAGAAAACUAGCAAGUUUGCAAAUUUGAGUGAGGAUAAUUCAGUUGAGAGCAAAGUUUGCAAGGAAUGUGGCAAAGGGUUUCCAUCUUGGAAGUCUUUGUUUGGUCACAUGAAGUGCCACUCUGAUAAAGUCACACACAAAGCUACUACCUUGGAAGAAGAUGAGAAUUCAAGUGGUUCUGCUAGUCUUCAUCACAAGCUGAUCAUGGAUAGCCAAUCUGAUAAUGAAACAGCUGCUCCAAAAAUCAGGAAGCAGAGAUCAAGAACUCAAAGGUACAAAGCUGCUGCUAGAAGUACUACUUCUACUAUUUUAACUGUUAGUGCUGCUUAUUCCCAAUGUGGUUCUGAGGUUGAGAAUGAACAAGAAGAGGUUGCCAUGAGUUUGAUUUUACUAUCAAGGGAUGUUAGUAACUGGGAUGGUCCUAAAUCUGUUUGCGUCGAGUCGUCCGAUAACAAUUCUGAGCUUUUGAAAUCCAGCAAUAAUCUUGCUUCUUCAAGCUUGAUCAAGUCUAAGAUGAAGAAGCUUGAUUCAUGUAAAUUAGCUUCAAGGAAAGAGUUCACAUUUUUGAAGAAUGACGCAGAAGUUUCUCCAGCUGAUGAUGCUUUUCUUGGAGGCAACUUAAUUGUCACAACAAAGGGUCAUAAAGUAGUAGAAGUGGAAACUGAAUCAACUGAUCAAUUCCAGCAGUCUAAGCAUAAAGUGGAUUUGGGUAAGAAUUUGUCUGAGGAAAGUCAUAUGAAUAACAACAACAAUCAUUCCGAGUUGGAAUCCAGCAGCUGCAAGCAGAAUUCAAGCAAAAGAAAGUAUAAUUCUUUCACUAUGAAACAUGAGCAUCCAGCAGAACUGAUUUCAGAUUACUCAACCAAGCUUCAAUCUUUUGGUGCUGCUUCUGAUUCUGAUCAGUUGCUUUACCAUCAGGUGGGCUCUGAUAGAAAGAGCAAGUUUGAAUGUACAACUUGCAAUAAGUCCUUUCAUUCUUAUCAAGCUUUAGGUGGUCAUAGAGCUAGCCAUAAGAAGCUCAAAGGCUGCUUUGGUUCCAAAAUUGAUAGCAGUGAGAACAGCACUGAAACCGAAAUCUCUCCGAAUCAAACGGCAGAUAGCAAACUCAUCAUCAGCAAAUCAUUCUGCAAUGACAAGUCAUCAGUUCAUGAUGACUCUGGUUUCAAGGCGAAACUCGAAAUUCCCGCAACUGAUUCUUUGUCCAAGGAGAUUAGUAUGGAUACUGCAGAUUAUUGUUUCAAGAAAAACAAAGGCGCCGGCGCCGGCAGCAGCCAUGAAUGUCCAAUUUGCUUCAGGGUUUUCCCAUCAGGGCAGGCCUUAGGUGGUCACAAGAGGUCACACCUAGUUGCCGAGAUGAAAAGCAACCAAGCCGCCGCCGGCGCUGUCAUUAUCCCGAAGAAAAUCCCUGAAAUCAGAGACUUUCUUGAUCUCAAUUUGCCUGCUCCAGUGGAAGAAGAAACCACUGAAAAAGUCUACUUCAAUUCAUGGUGGAUGAUGCCAAGCAACCACAAGCAAGAGCCUUUACUCGGGAUGCUCUAAUUAACUCAUUCAUCAUUCAUCCUGCUAAAGAAACAAAAAACGCUUCUUUCUAGCCUGAUCAAUUCAAGUGUACAGAUUCAUUGAUUCAUUCUAUCAUUCAACUGUCCACACCCCAGUAACAACCAUUCCAUUUGGCUACUAAAUUAGCCUCUAAGAAGCUCAUUCAGCACUCACACACCUUAUUCAAUUUUUCUUUUUGGUUUUUUUUUUUUGUUUUUACCACAGAAAUGUUACACUCAUUUGGCUAAUUUAAGUUGUACACUCUUUCAUUACUUUUCCAUUUUCUUGAUGGAGAUAUGAUACAACAGAUAUUAAUUCUUGCACUUUUGAGUUCCAUGCAUUUCUCUCAUUUACACUACUUAAUAUUGAAACUGUGAAAAAAAAAAAGAAAAAAGAGUAGGAGUAAAAACUAAUAUCUGGAGAUGCAAUAAUUUUUACUUAGGAUUGAAGAAAAAGUGAAGAAGUGAUCAGGGGGUGUUGAAAAAAUUGAACAAAAGUCUCCAAAAGUGAUGAGAUUGAAGACAGUUUUUUUAAAAAAUAUUUGGACAUGAAGAUGAGUGGCAAAGUGAUGAGUUCAUGGUGGUUGUUUAGUCACCAACCAUAAAACACCUCACAAACAAAACCAUCCUAAUUAAACACUGUAUUAAUCUGUACUUUAAUGUUGUUAAUUUAUUCUUGUAUCUCAUAUGGGAUGUUUCUUUACAAUUCUAAAGAGGGGAAGACAAAUAUAUUUAGUAUGGAUAAAGUGGCAUUCUACUAUGAAUUCAGUGUGGAAGAAUUGGCUUUGUCAGAUCUCUUCUACUCCUAAUAUAUUUUAUAAAGAGCUCAAAAGGUCUUGGUCUUUCUACUACCCCUGCACAUAUACAUA
Messenger RNA from Oldenlandia corymbosa var. corymbosa, 3517 nucleotides. The record is from the annotation of a GenBank genome assembly. NCBI's taxonomy places the organism in Eukaryota, Viridiplantae, Streptophyta, Magnoliopsida, Gentianales, Rubiaceae.